UCUCUUUCGUCCCUCUUUCCAUAUCACAGGGUGCCGAUAUUAUUCCCUGGUUUCGAUCUCCAAACCCUAAAUCUUCAGAUCCAUCGCUCGAAGACUCAAGAUUUUCUCAGAAGAUCCAAGAACUCUCUCAUGUUGUUUGUUAUUAGUAUUUUUUAAUUCAUGAAAUUGUAACAUGAUAUAAAAGAAUUUUUUUAGAUCUUUCAAUUUUUUAGGGUUUCUUAUUUCUAUCUGUAUUUUCUUUCAAUGUUUCAAUAGAAUUAGGGGUUUCUAUCUUGUGAUUUCCUGUAAGAAAUUUUGAUUGUUAUUGUUGUUGAUUGUAAUGGAGAUGGAGAGUAGUCGUAGACCAGGUUUGAAAAAACCUAGAUUAGUUGAAGAUCUUGAAAGAGAGUUAUCUUCUAAUGGUUCUUUAAUCGAUCAUCGUGUUGUUCGAAGAGGCGGCGGUGGAGGAGCUCAGCCACCAUCAACGAUUCUAUCUAGGGUUAGAGAAAACAACGAUACUUCAACUAGGGUUAAUAAUCAGCAGCAGCUUCAAGCACAACAACAACAUCAAGAAAUAGUUAGUGAAUAUAAAUCUGCUUUAGCUGAAUUAACAUUCAAUUCGAAACCGAUAAUAACGAAUUUGACGAUUAUAGCUGGGGAGAACCUUCAUGCUGCUAAAGGGAUUGCUGCGGCUAUUUGUUCUAAUAUUCUCGAGGUUCCUACUGAGCAGAAGUUACCAUCGCUAUACCUAUUGGAUAGUAUUGUGAAGAAUAUUGGCAGAGAUUACAUCAGAUACUUCGCCUUGAGGCUGCCCGAGGUCUUUGGCAAGGUGUACAGACAGGUCGAUGCUUCAAUGCAUACCAGUAUGCGACAUCUUUUUGGGACAUGGAAAGGUGUAUUCCCUCCUGCUUGUCUUCAGCAGAUUGAAAAGGAGUUUGGUUUUGGAUCAGCAACCAAUGUUUCAUCUUCUGGAGGCCCAACACCAAGGCCCGAUUCUCAGUCCCAACGACCAGCAAAUAGCAUCCAUGUGAAUCCCAAAUAUUUAGAGGCGGCGAGGCAGCGGCUUCAGCAGUCAAACAGGGCAAAAGUUGAUGAGAGUACUGCUGCAGUGGAUACAACAAUGCCUGUUAAAACGGCCAUCAAUGGCCGUGGAAGGCCAUGGGCAGAUCCACCAAUAAAGCAGGUUAAUAGGGAUCCUCGACUUGCAUUACGUGAGCUCGAAAAGAAGACAAGUGUAGGAUAUGAAGAUAAUGAAUAUGGUUCUGAUCUUUCAAGGCAUUCAGAGGUGGAAAUCAGAAAACGUAGUGAGCGGGCUUUAGAACAAGGACUUGGAAAGCCUUGGUACGCAGCAGGUGGCAAUGCCACUGACACAAUUAGCCAAAGGAAUACUGUCAACAGUAAUAAUGGAUCCGUAAACCUUCGAACACCCAGAUCUUCACAAGUCAUUGCUCAGCUCCAACCUUCGCAGAAAGCUAUGAAUAAAAGCAUCUUAGGAGGGAUGCCGGGGAAUUGGAAGAAUUUUGAAGAAGAGGAGUACCUGUGGGAUGACAUGAAAUCCAGACAGAGAGAGCAUGAUAGCUCUAGUCAAGAUACUUGGCCUCCCGAGAAUGACGAUAAGCCGGAGUUUGAAGAUAGCCUUACACAACCUCACAGUGAUAUUAGAUCGAGGAUUAACAGAAAAACUUCAACUGAUUCAUCGUCCAUGGCAUACCAAAAGCAAGCUGCAUUUGGCCAUCAUACACCGUCAACAUGGGCAUUGCAAGAGUCGCACACAGCUAAUGGUUUGAACCAUAAGGUGACCCCUGAAGGAUUUUCGGGACUAUCUGAUGGACCUUCCACCUACCUCAGUGGGUUAACAGGCAUGGCUUCAUCUACAGCCAGAGCAGGACGUCAAAGUCUAACCGAAUCUCCAGUAGGCGCGGCUAAUUUUGGCGGGUCUCUGAUGAACCCAGCAUCAGGAUCUGGUGGAGUUUUUGGACAAAAGCGGCAUCAGCUUCUGCGGUCCGCUUCUCCAUCUGAACAGUCAGAACCUGAAAAAAAAAUAUUGAAGUUAGCAGGACAGUUUAACCAGGCAUCUCAAGAUUCUUUCUUGUCUAAAAGUCACCAUCACCCUCAAAAUUUAAGGGGCUCAUCUCCUCCACUGCCGCAUCAAGAGCUGAGCAAUUCAGGCAACAUUUCAGAUAUUGCAGGGCAAUUGAGUAGAAGUAAUCUAUUGGCUGCAAUGAUGAAGACUGUAUCCGGCGGCAUCCCCAGUUUAGAACUUCAGGACUCUCAUUCAAAUAUUCAGCCACCUCUUCCAAGUGGACCUCCUCCAACCCUUUCAGCGCCAUCCUCUGCUUCCAUGGCCAGCAAACAUCCUAAGAGGACAUUGGUAGCACCUCCCUUGCCACCUGGCCCUCCUCCUCCCGUGUCAGUACAAACGACUAAGACAACUAAUGCUGCACAGAAUCCACUUUCAAGUCUUUUGAACACAUUAGUUGGGAAGGGGUUGAUCUCUGCACCUGCAAAGUCUUCGAAGCUAUCUUCUACCCAGGGGCCCGGUCAGCUCCCACACCAGAGCUCUCCCAUUUCUACAAGGAGUACGGUGCCAGUUUCUGGUUCUGCUUCUUUAUUAUCACAUGGUAAUAUAUGGCAGCCCUCUGAAUCAAAGGCAGAGAAGAUUCCUACCAUGCCUCAACCAAAGAUGUCAGAGAUAAAGGAUCUCAUAGGCUUUGAGUUUAAGCCGGAACUUCUCCGAGAAUCACAUCCAUCAGUGAUUAGUGACCUUUUUGAAGACCUUCCUCAUGAGUGCAGCAUAUGUGGUCUGCGGCUUAAACUUGAAGGAGGACUUGAAAGGCACUUGGAGUGGCAUGCACUGAAAAAGCGUGAAGCAAGCAGUUCCAAUAGCGUUUCAAGAAAGUGGUUUUUGAGUUCAGUAGAUUGGAUCUCAGGGACAACAACCCUGUCGUCUGAACUGGAGAAGUCAAAGGACGAACCUGAGGUCCCUGCAGAUGAGAGUCAGUGUGCGUGCUUGUUGUGUGGAGAGCUUUUUGAAGAUUUUUACAGUCAUAAAAAGGAGAUUUGGAUGUAUAAAGGAGCUGUUUAUAUGACUGUCCCAGCUCUUGAAACAGAAGGCAAAUCAUGGACAAUAGAUGAAAGUUCUAGUGGGGGUCCAAUAGUGCAUGCAAGCUGUAUAUCGCCAAGUUCAGUUUAUGACCUGGGUCUAGCCAAGAAAGUUGAGCAGAUGUAGUAGGAUUAAACAGGUUUUCCUAAGUGAGCUUACUCAAAAACAGAUUAGAGAAAUGAGAGCAGCCUAAACUGUGAAAACGGUGUUUUUGGGAGAGUAAUACAAGCGUUGUGCUGCUAGGUGAAGCGGCGGAGUGCUGCACCCUAGAUGGUGAUAGUCCAGUAGCCGAAAGCAUCUGCUCUGACCCAAGUUGCAUCAGGGAAGUGGAAUCCCGUGUGUUCUCUGUGGCUGCUUGAUUAUUGUCUGAAAAUGUAACUACUUGAUUCUGUCGCUGUCUACAAAUGGAAGACAUGUAUCUGGGUAGUUUAUAACUAUCUGGGUGGUUUAUAAUCUACCAGGAAACAACACUACCCAGAGCUAUCGAGUACAAGAUUGUAACGGGUUUAUUGCGCAACAACCCCUAGAGAUACUCAGGAUUUAUGACCCAUUCUCUGUACUGUGAGUAGGAUCAAUUAUAACAAACAAAACAAAACACUCAUAUUCCGGAAUUUGUAUUAGAUAUAUCGCCUGACCUCAUGACGGUAAAAAGAAAAAAAGUCAUAGUAACCAAAUGUUAACAGCAAUAUCCGUGUGGGUGCCAUUUGUAGUCCAUGAUCUUUUUGUCGUAGAAAUUAUCAGAAUAAUUUCAACCAUGAUGUUAUUUUCUUUACUCUACUUGGGAGAGUUGCUGGCGGAAAAAAAUAAAAGGAAAAAUAAAAAAGAUUGGGAGAAUUGUCAUUUCUUUUUA
Messenger RNA from Papaver somniferum (opium poppy), 3932 nucleotides. Its product is annotated as polyadenylation and cleavage factor homolog 4-like. Gene Ontology annotation, cellular component: cytoplasm; mRNA cleavage factor complex. Lineage: Eukaryota; Viridiplantae; Streptophyta; Magnoliopsida; Ranunculales; Papaveraceae. The transcript is spliced from 7 exons. Gene Ontology annotation, molecular function: RNA polymerase II complex binding; mRNA binding. The record is from RefSeq and is a predicted model, not a curated record. The coding region runs from base 320 to 3208 and encodes 962 amino acids. Gene Ontology annotation, biological process: termination of RNA polymerase II transcription.